This is a messenger RNA of Homalodisca vitripennis (glassy-winged sharpshooter), 3480 nucleotides long. Its product is annotated as histone acetyltransferase p300-like. Bases 51 to 683 code for a protein of 210 amino acids. The transcript is spliced from 4 exons. The record is from RefSeq and is a predicted model, not a curated record. Gene Ontology annotation, molecular function: transcription coactivator activity; histone acetyltransferase activity; chromatin DNA binding. NCBI's taxonomy places the organism in Eukaryota, Metazoa, Arthropoda, Insecta, Hemiptera, Cicadellidae. Gene Ontology annotation, cellular component: transcription regulator complex; histone acetyltransferase complex. Gene Ontology annotation, biological process: positive regulation of transcription by RNA polymerase II.
UUACAAUUACUAAAAAUCGUUUCGAACCACUCUUGGCCAGUGAUAAAAAAAUGUUGGUGCUCAAAGCCAUAUGUAUUCUAACAGUGAAUAUGUCUAUAUACACCUACAAAAAGCAUGACUCAAGAAAAUUCUCAGGUUAUGGAGUGGUAAGCAAUGAGGGUGGAAUCGUGCAGCAAGCCCAGCCCCCAGCUCCUUCCCCCACUCAGCCACAGUCAGGGGACCCGAGUGAAGGCCAGCCUGGCCCCACUCAAGCUCCCACCCCUCAGUCGCAGGCACAGACCCCCACCAUACAUUCUGAUGACACUGCUCGCCUUGAAAAAAGGAAAUUGAUACAACAACAACUGGUGCUGCUUCUCCAUGCAUACAAGUGUCAAUUCCUAGAGAGUCAGAAAAACAUCGAGGCAGGGCAGUGCAUGGUACCGCAGCAUUGCAUGCUGUUUAAGAACAUACUCAACCACUUGAUAGUAUGUAAGGAUGCCAACUCCUGUACCGUGCCUAACUGCUUGUCUUCUCGCCAAAUACUCUCGCAUUGGAAACAUUGCGUUUGGUCUGGUUGUCUUGUCUGCAUGCCGCUCAAGAUGAAUCGUAAUAAUCCUAAUGUGGCUUCGGACCAAGGAGAAACAGAUCAGCUGAACCAGUCUUCCUGGGACUUAAGUGAUGCAUUUGAUUCUCUUGGAAUCUAGUGAUCACCCACCGGCCAGAUGGUGCUGCUCAAGUGAAGCUGAGGAUGUCAGUACAUAUCCAGGGACAUAUCAAGUGCUGUUGUGACUUGUCAAAAACCCGGUAUGCUUAGUUCUUACAAUUGGAGGAACAAUUUGAUCUUCAAUAAUAUUUUAUUAUACUGUUUAACAUGGCUAAGUUAUAUAGAUCUAGAGUUUUUUCUAAAAUAAUAUAUGACCUUAAUCAUCUCUUUAGAAUAAGGCUAGAUUGAGAUUGAUUCAAAGUUUUAGGAUUAAUACCACAAGAAUUAAAGAAAAACAUUAAUCUGCACAAGGUCAACUUUUUAAUCAUGUAUUCUGUAAAUGGAUUAGAAGUCUUAUUACAAACAUGUAAAAAGUUUUGUUACAUAUAAAAUAUAUUAACCUCAUAUGUCCAUUUUCCUAGUUUAAAAUAUAUCUUUUAAAUAUAAUUUUCUUCAUAGUAUAAAAUUGUGUAUUGCUAAUAAUACCUAAUAAGUAAUAUAACUCUUAAUCAUAUAUUUUUAUUUUAUUUUUUGACUCUACUUAUUUUUAGUUACUUAUAUUGUAUUGAAAUUAGAAAAGAGGACUACUUCUAAUAUCUCUAGAUAUACAUUAUGUUGUACAUACUAGAGUGAUGUUUAUUGAAUUGUAACCAAGUAACUAUUUAAAUAUUUGUUGAAAGAGAAUUUAUUUUCCUGCAAUUGGUUGCACUGCUGGUGAUAAACGAAGUCCUUUGUUGCUGUGUAUGUUACUCUUCUCAAACAAUGUAAAGACUGUGUUUAUUCAUCAGAUUUUUAAAUUGUCUUAUGAGUAAUGUGUAUUAUGGUGCAGCGAAAAAAGGCAGUAAAGAGCUUGGUGUUUCCAUCAGUGGUGCUCCAAACAACGAGAUGGGUAACAUUCCUUUGCUCAGAAUACAAAUAACAAUUUUUUUAUUACACUGUGUGCAUCCAAAUAAAAAAUAACAUACCAACAUUGUUUUUGGAUAAUAAGUUUUUCUCCACAUAAUCUUCUAAAGGUAAUACACAAUAAACUACUUUUAUUAUAAAGAUAGGUACUUUUAUACUUUUGAUACUUUUAUACUUUUUAUACUUUUGAUACUUUUAUUUUAAAUACAAUUAUGUAUAUUAUUGUACAUUAUGUACUAUUAUUAAAUUAUAUUAUGUACAUUUUCAAUUGCCGAUGUGUGCAUCACAUUUGUCUAACAGCAGUAUUGCUGGGUAUGCCGUGUCAGUCUUAUGUGAAUGACAGUGUUUUUCCACACAAGCAGCAUUAUAAAUGCUAGUUGUUCUGCUCACACCAAAUUUAGUUUUAGAGGUUAUAUGGAACAAAAAAAUGUCACUUAAAUUGAAUUAGUUGUAACAUGAAUAAUCUUAUUAUACAGUCAGCUGAUGUCAGUCAUUAUUGUCUGGCACAUUUGUAGUUCAUUCAUCAGCUGGCCACUGCAAUGGAUGUUUGCUGUUAUUUGUUUGAGUUGUGUUUUAAAGGUUAACUGAGUGUGUGUGUUUUGUUUAGUCAUUCAUAAUUAACCCUUUAACUGCUGCGUUCCUGGAUUCGCCUGACACCCGAGUGCCGAGCUAAGUGACAUACCAAGUCCUUCCAGCACAGAGUACUUUUCCCAUUUUUAGAUAUUUUUGACAUAACACGUUAUUUAAAGUUUAGUAAAUAAUUAACAAUGUACCAACAUCUCAAAUAAUGUCAGCCGAGAGUUGUUAAUAUAGAUAAUUAUUAUUAUCAAUAUCACACAACUGUCUACGAAUAAACAACGCAAAACACAUAGUAACAUAUCAAUGUAACCAUUCCCGAUCUCGUGUAAGAUACAAAGCACGUGGCGUCCCAAGUAUUUUUAGUAAUGUCCACAAGAUGACACCACCAACUGGACAGCUAUCUUCUUAACAUUUAUAACAUAAUAGAACACCAAGUAACACAAUAUAACAGCUAAUACAAUGAAAAUAAAACUGCUGACAUUAUGAAAACGAGUAUACUCGGGCGUUGUGGUUGUUCAUAAAACUGCAGUUGCACAAUAUAUAUCUGGCGUCGCAGUUAUAGGGUUAAAAAGUUUGUAGUUGUUUACGUUUUACAUUGGUUUAAGUUUAAUACAUUUUGAAACAUCGAUGAAAAAUAACGACAAUGUAUUCAGUCAUUUCUUGAAUUAUCAAGUGAACCAAAUCAGGUUCCAGGUUCUGAAAUUGAUCCUGAAUAUUUCUUAUCAGAUAUCAACUUUAAGGGUUAUAAUUCUCAGUCUGAUUCAGCCAAUGAAAUAGAUGGAGAUGAAAUGAUUUAAUGUCUCAUGGUCAGUAAAGCUGUAAAAAGCAUUAGUUCAUUUCAAAAAGGAGUUAUAAAAGUACUACAUUUACAACUGACAUGCAAAUAAGAAAACAAGUUGUUAGUCAUAUAUGACUGACACGGCAUUUUAAUGAAAAACAAUUAACAACGCACAACACAUUGUAACAUUGUAUAUUGUUACUAUAUAUAUUGACGACAAUUGUAUAUUGCAUAUACAAGGAUAAUAUUUUUUUGGGGAUGGCCUGAGUGAAAAAUUAUUGUCUGUCCUUUAUGACUAACAUGACGUUUUAGUGUUAUAUAUGUAUUUUUAUGCCUAGUUUAUAAAUAUCGAAUGAGUUGUUCCAAAGUUUAAUCAUAUUCUAAAAUACAAUAAUUUAAAACAAAUGCAUUGUUAUUAAGAUUAAAAAAUGUAAGAACAACCAUUUAUACUUUAGAACAGUUAUUUGAUAAAUGUAUGAAAAUGUUGUGUGAUCAUGUUAAAUAUAUUCAUUCAUUUCAAUAAAUAAUUAAAACUAAA